Camponotus floridanus (Florida carpenter ant) is the source of this 3627-nucleotide messenger RNA. It is a transcript of the gene RSG7, whose product is annotated as regulator of G-protein signaling 7. Gene Ontology annotation, biological process: intracellular signal transduction; G protein-coupled receptor signaling pathway; regulation of G protein-coupled receptor signaling pathway. The transcript is spliced from 14 exons. NCBI's taxonomy places the organism in Eukaryota, Metazoa, Arthropoda, Insecta, Hymenoptera, Formicidae. The coding region runs from base 840 to 2504 and encodes 554 amino acids. The record is from RefSeq and is a predicted model, not a curated record.
AUGAAUUUUUUUUAUUAGAAAUUAAAAUUCGAGAACUUCAACAGGUCGCGUUUUCUUCGUAGUAUUAGAAGACGCUUCGCUUCGGCGCAGCCGCGUCUUUUUCAUUUAUCGACUGUUACCUGUCAUUGCUCGACGACAGGAUUUCGACCUUCGCCCUCGGCACUCGAUAGCACUAAACGGCAUUCGAAACCUGCGCACUUGCAGCCUCAGCAUGAGGCUCUGUCAAUUUAGCGCGCGCACCCCUUAGAAAACACAAACCGCUGCGUAGAUCAUGAAGGCGCGCGCGCGCGCUUCCACUCCCCAGCUAUCUUGACCUGAUCUUCGCUCAGGUCAACACGCGAAUCAUCGGGAGGUGCGAGUAUGCACAUCGAGCAGUAGAUGCUCUUUCCGCACUCAUUUUGCGAAGGAAGGUAUUCGGACGAUUGUUUUGCGCCCAAACGUGUCGCUCCUUCUCCAAGUGCGAAGAGAGAUGAAUUUGGACGUUUGGAAAACGCUCGUUAAAAGAGAGUGCAGGAGAAUUCUGUGAUUAAUCCUAGAAACAGCUAUGAAGAUAAUUGGCUAUUCUCCAAGAAGAAUGUUUUGUGUUUUAAGGCACGAUGGAAGGAUUGCACGCGUGACACUUCCAAGUUGGAUGCUGUAAAUUCGCUAACUGUCAUCAAUCGUCAUCAUCGUACUUAUCGAGAAGAAGACGGAUUUCAACAGAAAACACCAGCGUGAAUUUACGGCGUUUAUAGAAACAAUGGAGAUUGCGUCGAUAAAUUUCGCGCUAGACAGCGCGUGAAUCUCGCGCGAUUUGAGAACGGAUCGGUGGGUCAAGGUGUUACAAUUGAGAUUGACUGAUGAAAGACAAUAUCCUACUCUCUCUGCUGUCUCCCUCCCACGGAUACCAUUCUCUCGAGCGGACAGAAGGACGAGUUAUGGAGAAGGGGGUGGAUAUGGUAACUAUGAACUCCGAAAAAUCGGCUUGCCGCCGAAAACCAGUGGAGAAAAGCAGCAGCAGCAGUAGUAGCGGCAAAAAGACGUCCGAACAUGUUGAAGAAGCGGAUAAAAAAAACGACGACGUUCGUACGAACGAGUCUCCAGAUUUAUCCCCCAACACCCCCACAUACAACGUCACUGCCUCUUGCGCCGAAGACACCCCUAAUUACCUUGUCUACAAGAAGAUGGAAUCGAUUGUGGAAAAAAUGUUAGAUGAAUUUACUGGUGUUCCUGUAAAAACAGUGAAGACUUUUAUGACAAAGACGCCUUCUGUUUUCACAGGCGCAGAUCUUAUAGUAUGGAUGAUGAAGAAUAUGGAUAUAGAUGAUCAAGAAGCUCUUCAUGUGGCUCAUCUUAUGGCAUCACAUGGUUAUUUCUUUCCUAUCGACGACCACUGCCUUACCGUAAAAAAUGAUAACACAUUCUACAGGUUUCAAACGCCCUAUUUUUGGCCAUCAAAUUGUUGGGAACCUGAAAACACUGAUUAUGCUGUCUAUUUAUGCAAAAGGACGAUGCAGAACAAAACGCGAUUGGAAUUGGCGGAUUAUGAAGCGGAGAAUUUGGCUAGAUUACAAAAGAUGUUUUCGCGAAAAUGGGAAUUUAUUUUUAUGCAGGCAGAAGCGCAGAGCAAAGUUGACAAGAAAAGAGACAAAUUAGAAAGAAAGGUCUUAGAUAGUCAAGAGAGAGCUUUUUGGGAUGUACAUCGGCCAAUGCCUGGAUGCGUAAAUACUACGGAACUGGAUAUUAAGAAGGCUUGUCGCAGUUAUAAAUCUGUCAUACAACCAAGUAAGCAUUUGCAACUGGGCGUUGCAGGAGGUAAAAUAUCGCCGUCUCCGGAAUCGAAUGCGACCUCAUCGAUAGAAUUUUUGCAGAAACAGAUCGAGACCCUGAAAGAUAGACUGGAUAGAACGGUCAUUAAAGUUUCGAAAGUUGCAGAAGCUUUGAUUGGAUACUUUGAGCAGUACAUGGAAUAUGAUCCCUUCCUCACCCAACCCGAGUUAACAAAUCCAUGGGUAUCCGAUAGUCCGGAAAUGUGGGAACAGGAGAAAUUAGCGAAAGAAAUAUCUACAAGAAGAGUUAAGAGAUGGGCGUUCAGUCUUCAAGAACUUUUGCAGGAUCCUGUCGGUAGAGAACAAUUUAUACGCUUUUUAGAUAAGGAAUUUAGCGGCGAGAAUCUCAAAUUUUGGGAAACCGUUCAGGAAUUGAAAACUUUACCGCAGAAAGAUGUCCAGACUAAAGUCGAAGAAAUAUGGCGCGAAUUUUUGGACACGGACGCCAGUUGUCCGAUCAAUGUCGAUUCUCGGUCUUACGAAAUAACGAAAAAGAAUCUCGAAAAACCGGACCAAUGGUGUUUCGACGUUGCUGCGGCACAUGUAUAUCAUCUGAUGAAGAGUGAUAGUUACUCGAGAUAUUUACGUUCGGAAAUGUACAAAGAUUUUCUUAAUGGAUCCAAAAAAAAGACUUCCGUGAAAGGUAUUCGUUCCAUCGUUUCCUUCACAGGACGAAGAGAUACUACAGUUUCAUAAUCUGCCAAUGUUUUUUACAUUUGUUACAUAAUUUUGCAUCUCUACUUGACAAUUCAUUUUUUCUUUCUCUCCGUCAAACAUUGCACAAAACUGACAAAGGAAUUUUGAGCAUUGACAUCUUCCAUAGAAGGCUGUUUUUAUCUGGAAUUAUUUUCAACUAUUAUUUUUAUUCCAAUACUUUUCAAUUAAUCUAAAUUAUAUGAAUUAAAAUCAUUCACCGAAAUACACAAGCGAUAUUCGGAAAGUGAAAAUGUGUUUUGUUGUUGAAAAAGGAAAACAUACUUUAAAAGAAUUUAAUUUUAUUAAAAAUUAGCAUAUGUCUUAUAUUAUUUCCUUAUACUGAUACUCGCUAUUUAACGGAAGUUACAUCAUCCCCAAAUAUAUUCAGCAUUCGAUUAGUUUUCUGUUGAAAUUUUCAAUUGCUUAUUAUUUCAGGAACGCUGUGAUGGAACAAAUUAUAAUGUAAAAAAGGAUUUGUUAGAUGCAAUACAUGGAUGUAUGGAUCUGGAUAUUAUAUUAAAUAAAGGAUGUCUAGAAUCCAUAGAACGAAGAAUGUUUUCAGAUUUCAAAUUAUAUUUAAGAGUUUUAAAGUUCCAUUAAUGAUGUCUUUGCCACAGAUAAGAUCUUCAUGAAAGAGAGGAAGAGAAAAUAUUUCAGUCUAUCUAUUUAGGUAUUAAACCACAUAUAUAAGUUAUGUUAUGGCCCCACAUAGUCUAUAACUACAUUAAUUAUGAUUGCAUUACAUUGUUAGGUAUAUAUCUCAACUACUCAACAUUUAGCAUAAUCGAAUAUUUAUAUGAUUUAUAAUUGACGAAUGUCUGACUAAGUAUUAAUGCGGUUUGAACCACUAGAAACUUUUCUGAUCGCUUUGGCACGAAGUUAUCUAACGGAAAAUUCUUACGACAUAUAUGUGUUCUUAUCUAUGCUAACUCCUGACAUGUUUUGUAUCUCUUCAUUAUAAAGUAAAUUUAAGGUAAAUUAAAAUAGAUAAAAUAGAUCUGUCAAUGACAUUAUUUUGUUACUGGCAGUACACUUAUUUUCAAUAAUAGUAAACUUAUGUAAGGCUAUGAAUGAUCAAAUCACAAUUGUGACUUGAUGUAUAUGUAGAAGAGGCUUGUAGAAA